AUGGUUCCUGUUCUCCUCAUUCCGGCCAUAGGAGUGGGCCUGUACAUACUCCUCUACUACAACCUCAUCCGGGGGAGACAGUGCAAGAGCGAGCAGAGCCUGAGGGGGAAGACCGUCAUCGUCACCGGAGGAAAUGUAGGAAUCGGUAAAAUGACGGCUCUAGACAUGGCUAAACGAGGAGCUCGGGUUAUCCUCGCCUGCCGUAACCAGGAGACGGCGGAAGCUGCUGCCUAUGACAUCCGCAGAUUAUCUGGGAACAACGAGGUACUGUUCAUGAAGCUUGAUCUUGCCUCUAUGGCAUCCAUAAGGUCAUUUUGCAUAACAUUUCUUCAGAGUGAACCCCGGCUGGAUAUACUAAUCAACAAUGCAGGACUUUCAGCUAAAGGCAAGACUUUAGAUGGCUUCAAUAUGGUCUUCGGCGUCAAUCACCUAGGGCAUUUUCUACUGACUUAUUUACUUCUGGAUCGCCUUAAGCAGUGUACCCCAAGCCGCAUUGUUGUUCUUGCAUCUAAUGCACAUAAGUGGGGAAGAAUCAACUUUAAGAAUCUAAACCCGGCUGGUGAAACUUGGUUAGAAAUGUUUAGGACCUACAGUGACAGCAAGCUUGCAAAUGUCUUGUUUGCCCGGGAGUUGGCCAACCAAUUACAAGGAACUGAAGUGACUUGCUACUCUGUCCAUCCAGGGGUAGUUCUUACUAAUUUAGGACGCAGCUUGCCAUACUGGCUUCAGGUAGCACUCUUCCCUUUACUUUGGCUCUUCCUCCGGACACCCAUGGAUGGUGCACAGACCUCCAUUUACUGUGCUGUGGAAGAAGGAAUUGAACAGUACAGUGGACGUUACUUUAGCAACUGCCAGGUUCAACAGGUCAAGUCCCACGCCCGUGAUGAUGCUGUGGCCAAGAAGCUGUGGGAAGCUAGUGAGGAUCUCCUGAGCCUCAAAUAA
This is a messenger RNA of Staurois parvus, 942 nucleotides long. The record is from the annotation of a GenBank genome assembly. NCBI's taxonomy places the organism in Eukaryota, Metazoa, Chordata, Amphibia, Anura, Ranidae.